GUACUCACUAGAAUCUCCCCUAUCAAAGCCAAUUGAAUCAAUAAAGGGGCCACCAAACAGCAUGUACAUUUCCUUUCUCUCUCUCCUCAACAAAUGUUUCUGUCUUCAUACUCCAAAUGAGCAUCUCAUCACCACCACUACCUCCUACUCUUGACCCUCUCUCCUAUUCUCAUUUAUGUCAUCUUCUUUUUCAUUCCAACAACCUUUUUCCUUCACUCUCCACCUUUUAAAUCUUUUUCUCUCAUCCAUUAUUAUUGAAUGAAUGGUUUCUCCAACUCCAAUUUAGCCUCCUUAUUCUAAAAAAAAUAGUUUUACAUUAAUCAUAAUAACAAUAUGAACAAGCUGGUAGUGGAAGUUCUUGAUGCUAGUGACCUCAACCCAAAAGAUGGAAAAGGUUCAGCCAACCCUUUUGUUCAAAUAGACUUUGAUGAGCAACAAGUGAAGACACAAACAAAACACAAAGACCUCAAUCCUUAUUGGAAUGAAAAGUUUGUGUUCAACAUAAACAACAACUCAACAGAUCUUGCUCACAAAACAAUUGAAGUUGUUAUUUACAAUCAUAAUGAGAAAAAGGCAAGUAGUAGUAAGAAGAAUUUCCUUGGAAGGGUGAGAAUUUCAGGUGUUUCUGUCCCUUUAUCUGAAUCUGAAUCUACUGUCAAACGUUAUCCUCUUGAAAAUUCAAAAGGUGAUAUUGCUCUUAGAAUAUUUGCUUUUCAUGACCCUUCUUCUUUUGCUUAUACACCCCCUUCACCUCAUAUUCACCCCCCAACAACUUCUUCUGUUGAAGAAACACAUGAGCCUGAUCCUGAUGAGGAUGUUCCUUUGCGAGAAAUAAACACCAACAUAAACAUAGAAGAUGAGGAAAGCAUGGUUAGUGAUAGUGAGAAAAAGAAGAAGAAAAAUAAGAAGAAAGAAAAAGAAGUGAGAACUUUUCAUUCCAUUGGAACUGAGAAAUCUUCUCAUCAUGCUCAUUCUUCUGCUCCUGCUCCUUCUGCUUUUUCUCAUGUUCAACAUGCAUCAAAUUCAAAGCCUUCUCCUUUUGUAGCACCAACAAUGGAAACAAGGGUUGAUUAUGCAAAAUCAGGACCACCAAAUGUGAUGUUAAUGCAGAUCCCAAAGCAGAACCCUGAAUAUGGAUUGGUGGAGACAAGUCCACCACUUGCAGCAAGGUUAAGGUAUAGAGGAGGAAAUAAGGUAUCAACAACAUAUGAUUUAGUAGAACAAAUGCAUUUCUUGUAUGUGAAUGUUGUUAAGGCAAAAGAUCUACCUGUGAUGGAUAUCUCAGGAAGCCUUGACCCUUAUGUUGAAGUGAAGCUUGGUAACUACAAAGGGGUCACAAAGCAAUUGGAGAAGAAUCAGCAUCCUGUUUGGAACCAAAUCUUUGCCUUUUCAAAGGAAAGGUUACAAUCAAAUUUACUUGAAGUUACUGUGAAGGAUAAAGAUAUUGGUAAAGAUGAUAUUGUUGGUAAAGUUAUGUUUGAUCUAACUGAGGUGCCUUUAAGGGUUCCACCAGAUAGUCCUUUGGCUCCUCAGUGGUAUAGAUUGGAGGAUAAAAAAGGGAUAAAGACAAAUAAUGGAGAAAUCAUGCUUGGUGUUUGGAUGGGAACACAAGCUGAUGAGUCUUUUCCUGAGGCAUGGCAUUCUGAUGCACAUAAUGUUAGUCACUCAAACCUUUCUAAUACAAGAUCAAAGGUAUAUUUCACACCUAAGCUUUAUUAUCUUAGAGUUGAAGUGAUUGAAGCUCAAGAUCUUGCUCCUUCUGAUAAAGGAAGGGUUCCACAAGCUUCUGUUAGGGUGCAGCUAGGGAAUCAGAUGAGGUUUACUAGGCCUUCUCAAAUGAGAGCUAUUAAUCCAAUUUGGAAUGAGGAGGUUAUGUUUGUUGCUGCUGAUCCUUUUGAGGAUUUUAUAAUUGUGACAGUUGAGGACAAAUUUGGUCCUAACAAUGUUGAAAUCUUGGGAAGAGAGGUCAUGUCGGUGAGAAAUGUUCCGCAAAGACAAGAGACGGGUAAGCUCCCGGAUGCACGUUGGUUCAAUCUUCAUAGGCCUAGUGAGGUCGGUGAAGAGGAGACGGAGAGAAAGAAGGAGAAAUUCUCGAGCAAGAUUCACCUCCGGAUUUGUCUGGAAGCAGGGUAUCAUGUUCUUGAUGAAUCGACACAUUUCAGCAGCGAUCUUCAACCGUCGUCCAAACACUUAAGGAGGAAAAACAUUGGAAUUCUCGAACUCGGGAUACUUAGUGCCCGGAAUUUGCUACCUAUGAAAGGCAAAGAUGGUAGGACUACUGAUGCAUACUGUGUGGCCAAGUACGGUAACAAAUGGGUUAGGACAAGAACUCUGCUUGAUACACUGUCGCCUAGGUGGAAUGAACAGUAUACAUGGGAGGUUCAUGAUCCAUGCACUGUGAUCACGGUUAGUGUUUUCGACAAUCACCACCUCAAUGGGAGCAGUGACAACAAAGAUCAGAGAAUUGGAAAGGUGAGAAUAAGGUUAUCAACACUCGAAACUGAUAGAGUAUAUACUCAUUAUUAUCCUCUAUUGGUUCUCCAAACCAAUGGCCUAAAGAAGAAUGGAGAGCUUCACUUGGCUGUGAGGUUCACUUGCACAGCUUGGGUUAAUAUGGUAGCUCAAUAUGGAAGACCUUUGCUUCCCAAAAUGCAUUAUGUUCAACCAAUACCUGUUCGCCACAUUGAUUGGCUCCGUUAUCAGGCCAUGCAGAUCGUGGCAGCAAGGCUAGCAAGAGCUGAGCCGCCGCUUCGACGCGAAUCAGUUGAAUACAUGCUUGAUGUAGAUUACCAUAUGUGGAGUCUAAGGAGAAGCAAAGCCAAUUUUCACCGCAUAAUGUCGCUACUCUCGGGUUUUUCAGCUGUGUGUAAAUGGCUUGAUGAUAUUUGCACUUGGAGAAACCCAAUCACAACUUGCCUUGUUCAUGUCUUGUUCUUGAUACUUAUUUUCUACCCUGAAUUGAUAUUGCCAACCAGUUUUCUUUAUUUGUUUGUAAUCGGGAUUUGGAAUUACCGGUUCCGGCCAAGGAAUCCACCACACAUGGAUGCUAGACUUUCGCAAGCAGAAGCUGUGCAUCCAGAUGAAUUGGAUGAGGAAUUUGACACUUUUCCAACUUCAAGACCUUCGGAUAUUGUGAGAAUGAGGUAUGACAGAUUGAGAAGUGUUGCAGGUAGAGUACAGACUGUGGUUGGAGAUUUAGCUACUCAAGGAGAAAGAGCUCAAGCUAUACUAAGUUGUGAACCUUUUGAGGAUUUUAUAAUUGUGACAGUUGAGGACAAAUUUGGUCCUAACAAUGUUGAAAUCUUGGGAAGAGAGGUCAUGUCGGUGAGAAAUGUUCCGCAAAGACAAGAGACGGGUAAGCUCCCGGAUGCACGUUGGUUCAAUCUUCAUAGGCCUAGUGAGGUCGGUGAAGAGGAGACGGAGAGAAAGAAGGAGAAAUUCUCGAGCAAGAUUCACCUCCGGAUUUGUCUGGAAGCAGGGUAUCAUGUUCUUGAUGAAUCGACACAUUUCAGCAGCGAUCUUCAACCGUCGUCCAAACACUUAAGGAGGAAAAACAUUGGAAUUCUCGAACUCGGGAUACUUAGUGCCCGGAAUUUGCUACCUAUGAAAGGCAAAGAUGGUAGGACUACUGAUGCAUACUGUGUGGCCAAGUACGGUAACAAAUGGGUUAGGACAAGAACUCUGCUUGAUACACUGUCGCCUAGGUGGAAUGAACAGUAUACAUGGGAGGUUCAUGAUCCAUGCACUGUGAUCACGGUUAGUGUUUUCGACAAUCACCACCUCAAUGGGAGCAGUGACAACAAAGAUCAGAGAAUUGGAAAGGUGAGAAUAAGGUUAUCAACACUCGAAACUGAUAGAGUAUAUACUCAUUAUUAUCCUCUAUUGGUUCUCCAAACCAAUGGCCUAAAGAAGAAUGGAGAGCUUCACUUGGCUGUGAGGUUCACUUGCACAGCUUGGGUUAAUAUGGUAGCUCAAUAUGGAAGACCUUUGCUUCCCAAAAUGCAUUAUGUUCAACCAAUACCUGUUCGCCACAUUGAUUGGCUCCGUUAUCAGGCCAUGCAGAUCGUGGCAGCAAGGCUAGCAAGAGCUGAGCCGCCGCUUCGACGCGAAUCAGUUGAAUACAUGCUUGAUGUAGAUUACCAUAUGUGGAGUCUAAGGAGAAGCAAAGCCAAUUUUCACCGCAUAAUGUCGCUACUCUCGGGUUUUUCAGCUGUGUGUAAAUGGCUUGAUGAUAUUUGCACUUGGAGAAACCCAAUCACAACUUGCCUUGUUCAUGUCUUGUUCUUGAUACUUAUUUUCUACCCUGAAUUGAUAUUGCCAACCAGUUUUCUUUAUUUGUUUGUAAUCGGGAUUUGGAAUUACCGGUUCCGGCCAAGGAAUCCACCACACAUGGAUGCUAGACUUUCGCAAGCAGAAGCUGUGCAUCCAGAUGAAUUGGAUGAGGAAUUUGACACUUUUCCAACUUCAAGACCUUCGGAUAUUGUGAGAAUGAGGUAUGACAGAUUGAGAAGUGUUGCAGGUAGAGUACAGACUGUGGUUGGAGAUUUAGCUACUCAAGGAGAAAGAGCUCAAGCUAUACUAAGUUGGAGAGACUCAAGGGCUACAGCUAUCUUCAUCAUCUUCUCACUGAUCUGGGCUGUGUUCAUUUACAUUACUCCAUUCCAAGUAGUAGCAAUUAUAGUUGGCAUCUACAUGCUUCGUCAUCCUCGGUUUCGGAGCAAGUUUCCGUCAGUACCAGUCAAUUUCUUCAAGAGAUUGCCUUCCAAAUCAGAUACCCUGCUUUGAUGUUCAGCUUGUAUUCACUGUCUUUACCUAUUGUCGAAUUAUUAUUGUUCACAAAUAAAUACAUAUGAAUAAACAGACAUGCACCAUUGCACCCAAAUGAAAGAGGGUAUAGGAAAAAUGUGCAUAGUUCACUUCUACUUUCACUAGCUAAAGCACAGUUUCACUAUAUGUAUAUCCCAAGUUCUCAGCUGUCAAAAUAAACAUUCCUUCAUGCUCAUAAUAGCUUUUAUUAAAUUAUGAAAUAAUGUACUUCAUAUUAUUGUUAA
This is a messenger RNA of Cicer arietinum (chickpea), 5051 nucleotides long. Its product is annotated as multiple C2 domain and transmembrane region protein 6-like. The record is from RefSeq and is a predicted model, not a curated record. Lineage: Eukaryota; Viridiplantae; Streptophyta; Magnoliopsida; Fabales; Fabaceae.